Prorocentrum cordatum is the source of this 962-nucleotide messenger RNA. The record is from the annotation of a GenBank genome assembly. Lineage: Eukaryota; Dinophyceae; Prorocentrales; Prorocentraceae.
CUUCCAGUGCGCCGAUUGCCGUGACCACUUCUUGGCCAUGCCCCUGGCGCAGGAGGACAUCACCUCGCGCAGGGCCUCGCAGCUGUGGUGGUGGCGCACGCACAACGCGGUGAACGAGAGGGUGCGCCUCCUGGAGGAUUGGCAGAGCGCGGACGGCGACCCGGCCUACCCCAAGGCGCAGUGGCCCUCCGCCGAGCUGUGCCCGGACUGCCGGCUGCCCGCGGGGGAGGCGGGGGCCGCGGGGGGCGCGCGGGCGCCGUCCUUGCAGGAGUCGCUGGCGGCCCAGGGCUGGGCGGCGGACCGCGUGGGGGCCUUCCUGGACUCCUACUACGGGGGCGCCGCCGGCGGUGCCGAGUGAGGCCAACGUGCGCCAGCAGUGCCGAGGCUGGCUGGGCGUCAGGCCGCGGCGAAGCCUCGGGGCUCAAGAGACGGGGGUCGAUGCAAGCGGGGGUCAGUCACAGCGCCGGAUCUUGCAGGAUCCUGCAGCGCCAGGGUUGCACUGACCCAGGCUCGGGUGCAGGAUGAAGCAGGAUCCAGCAGGAUCUUGCAGGGCCUGACUGCCCCGGUCUGGACUGACCCGGGUCAGAGAAUCCCCGGAAGCCCUUCUCAGAGGAGGAAGAAAGGUACCCAUCCUUUCGCCCUUCCUUCGUUCUCUUUCCCCUUCUUGCCCUCGCUCGCUGCUCGCCCACCUCAGGGAUCUAUAGGGAUCCGCUCGAGGCUGGUCACCUCCCCGCGGGCGCGCAGCCCACGGGCGCCGCGCCGCUCCAGGGCGAGGCCUGCGCGGGGCCUCCGAGAGCUGCCGCGCACGCCGCGCUCUUUUUCCGCGGGGCGCGGCGGGCUCGUCCCCUGACCUUCCAGGAGGGCUACAAAAUAGCACGCGACUCAAAAACCCAUCCCAGAGCUAUUCUAUGUCUUGGUUUUAGGCUGCUUCCUUUCGUUUUUAGGGAUCCCUGCGAGGCUGG